Molecule: messenger RNA, 1782 nt
Organism: Williopsis jadinii
Lineage: Eukaryota; Fungi; Ascomycota; Saccharomycetes; Phaffomycetales; Wickerhamomycetaceae
Product: Zn(II)2Cys6 transcription factor domain-containing protein
Exons: 1
Coding region: 1-1782 (593 amino acids)
Biological process (GO): positive regulation of transcription by RNA polymerase II
Cellular component (GO): nucleus
Molecular function (GO): DNA-binding transcription factor activity, RNA polymerase II-specific; zinc ion binding; transcription cis-regulatory region binding
Source: RefSeq, a predicted model, not a curated record
AUGGCCACGAGCGCUGAGAACGUGACCAGCAUGAUGCACACGUUCAGGGUGCGGAGAGAUGAUCACAGGAGAACACGGUCCGGGUGCUUCAACUGCCGCAAGAUCAAGAAGAAGUGCGAUGAGACCAGGCCAGCGUGCGGUUACUGCUCAGCAAAGUGUAUACCGUGCGUGUGGCCUAGGGGGAACCAGAGUCUGCCCAAGGGCUACGUGGUGCCUCCUGUGGACGAGGCGUUGGUGAGGAAGAGGAGAGAGGAGCAGAGGGCUCGCGGCGUGGAUGGCGACGAGCCAGCAGAGCUGGCGGACGAUAGCAGCUCCAGCGAUGACGAUGACACAUACCCCUUGGUGAUUGAACAGGUGAUAAACUUUGAUGAUGUUGACGGCAAGGAGGCGGACAGAGACGCUGGGCAGCAUGAGGUUGUGGAGCUGGAGGUCGAGAAGCUGCCCGUGGUGCUGGCUCACGAGUCCCUGCCGCUAUGGACGCCUAUUGAGGAAUCAAUGACGGACACCUUCAUCAGCGUAGGCGCAGGCGCGUUCAUAGCGGCGCUUGCUCCUCAGUACACGCACCCUCUGCUCAAGACAGAGAACACAUGGACGCCACUGGUCAACAAGCAUCCAAUCAUGUUGCAAGUGGCCGAGUCGUGUGGCUGUGCGUUCCUCUCGAGCUGUAAAUCUGGGCUGGAUCCCAUAGCAGAGGUCAAAUUCUCAAACACAAUGGAUGCUCUGAUAAUGUACAUGGCACAGGCAGACUUGUGUGCUGAUGACCACCUGUGGAUAGGAGCAGCGUUCCAGCUGAUGUCCAUAGGUGCCACACGGGUGAGAACGUUCAAUCCGCACCACCUCAUGUUGUGUCUACAGUACUCUUACAUGUUGAUAGAGAACAAGUACAUCACGGAGAAGCCUGUUCUUAUGAUCGAAGGGGGGCCUGAUUCUCCACCAAAGCCUGGAGAACUGGACGUUGACUAUGAAACAGACGCACAGAUCAUGGACCUGGAGAACAGCAUCGCAUGUUCUGUCGACGUUUCGUUAACAACGCGGUUUGAAAGAGGAUUCUUAGAGUCGUUCAUAUACGGCUAUGGAAUGUGCAUACUCACGGGAACUGACCAUGCUAUCCAAGGCUUGCCGGGGCCUUUUGAGCUGUUCUACCACCUGAGGAAGGUGCUCAAGCACUCGCUGGUGCCCUGUGAUGUCUCCUGGAUGAACCAUCCGGUGUUCGGCUCGUCGUUCGAUGCAUUUGAAAUGGCAAUCAAGGCUAGCUAUCUGCUACGGAACCAGAGCGACCCGGAGUCCUUGCCCAUGGCAAAGAAGUUGCUGUUGUCAGCUUAUCAAUACCCCAAGCCAAGUAUAGCAGGUGAAGCACAUGUUAACAAGUCCAAACUAUCAGCGUUGCGUGAUUCAGUGCUGCUUACAGAGGCAUUUCUCAAAUGUGUCAAGAUCCUUCUCAAGAAGAUUAUAGACCCGAACUUUGAUCUUAGUAAUGACUCUGUCCAGAGAGACGUCACCACCGCAAGGAUAAAGCUAUCACAGAUAGAUAAAGACUCUGGAGUACGGUCCAUUUCGCCGAUGUGCUUGUUGAUCAUUGGACUGUCUGCUCUCUACUAUGAAGAUAGAGAAGUUAUCCUGGAAAACAUCUUUGGAUACUCCGAUAUCGUUCGUGCAAGGUACACGUUCUCCAUCAUCGAUGUCCUUGAGAUUGCUUGGGGAUAUAGAGGUGAUUUGUACAGCACUGCGAGAGGACUUGAUGUUCUCAUGGAUGAUAAAGUCAUGCAACUAUUGGUGUUUUGA